AUGGGUUAAAUAAACCCAAAAUAUUCAGCACCUUCUCCUGAUAAAUUGAAAUUAACCUAUUAAAUUAGAAAUCAAGCCAAACCUAUUACACUUGUCUUUGAUCCUCAAUUUUAAGCUAAUGAUAUCAACCAAGAUGAUUGGGAUUUGGUCCUUUCGUCUAUCAACUUGAAAAUUGAUAAAAUAAAUAAGCUUCAACAUCUUCCUACAAAUUUCAAAGCGUAAUUAAUUCAAUCAUUCAUGAUGAACAAAUCGAUAGAAACAGCCCCAUGCAUUAUUGGUUCUGAAGAAGGGCUCUAAGAAUUAUUAAUAUAUUUGCGAACUCUUAACAAAGAAGAUUUAGAAAAAUUCAUUGAAGAUAAAUAAUUGAUAGAGCAAUUACGAAAUCUAUUAAAGCUUGAAUGUGAAGGAUAUCACGACAAAGAAUGUUUAAUAUUAAACAUUAUAUUACAUUGCAUUCAAUAGAAUUGUAAUCUAGAUUUAAAUUAACCCAUUUUAAAUGAACUUGCUGAAAUUUUGAAUCCUUUGCACUCUGUUAAUUUUAGUUUACUAUUGGAAAUCUAUAUAGUCAUUUGUAAAAAUCAGACUGAUGAAAAAAUGAAUUAGAUUUCAAUAUCAUGGAUGGAAAUGAAAAGAAAUGGAAUGUGGAAUUAUCCCUUUGAACCAUUUAUUCAGACUUUGCAAUAAAAUAAAAGCGUUUUCUCCGUCCUGAAUAUGGUUAGAUUUAUAAAUUAUUUUAUGGAAGCACACGAAGAUAUUGAAUAUAGUAAUAAAUUAAAAACACUCCUAAUUAAUUUUGGACUUAGAUUUUUGAUUGAGGAUGUCAAAGUCAAAAUCCAAAGUGGAUAUUAUAAAAUCGAGCAUUGCACUUAUUAAUAUAUGGAUGAAAUGCUCCUAGAAUAAUAUCAACAUUACAAAAUCAAUCCUUCUGCUCGAAAGAGAAAAUUACUCCCUCCUGAUGGUAAACCAGUAGAAUUAAGUAUUUGUGCAGCACUCUGUGCAGAUUUAUUUAUAGAUCUCUAAGAUCUAGAGGCCUAAAAAAAAUUUGAAAACGCAACUUCAGAGGCCCUUGCAUAAAUUGAUGCCUUCUUAGAACUAACUGAAAAAGUAUACGCAAAAGUUAUGAAACCCAAAAAAUUAAUUGUUGAUAAAAAGGCAAGAACAAAAAGAGCAGGGUCUAUUACAACAUUCCUUGAUGAAGAAAGGUCAAUCAAACUAAGAAUUCCUGAUUUAGAUUAUCAAAAACUUCUUAUAUAAAUCAGAGAAGCUACUCUAGUUCCCUAAGUUUUAGAUUCUUUCUAAGACUAUUUACAAUCUGCUGCCAAAAUUGGAGUUAACGUCAUCUCAUAAAUGAUGUCUGUGGCUGUGGAUAAAAUGAUUGAACUGAGAAAAAAUGAUCCUCUCAAAUUAGAUUUAUUGGCAUGUGAAGAAAAAUGUACACAACUUGAAAAUUAAAUUAGAUCUCACAUUAAUGAGAAAGCAAGGAUUUAGUAAGAGUUAAGUUAGUUAAAGGAAAAAUUAAUCGAUGCAAACACAUACAUCAAGAAAAUCGAGCUCAAACUGUAAACCUAAACAUAAGCUAUACAGACAUAAAAUAGUUAAUCUAAUACAGUAAAAUCGCAUCCUCCACCGCCACCGCCACCACCUCCUCCGCCACCUUUGCCAGGUCAACAUAAAUAAACUCCACCUCCUCCUCCGCCUCCACCUCCACCUCCGCCAUUGCCAGGUCAAAAAACAGGGCCUCCUCCUCCUCCACCAUUACCAGGUUAAAAGGCAGGACCUCCUCCACCACCACCCUUGCCAGGUUAAAAGACUGGACCUCCUCCUCCUCCACCACCACCUUUGCCAGGUUAAAAAGCAGGAGCACCUCCUCCUCCUCCUCCGCCACCGCCUCCUGGAUAAAAAGGAAUUCCUCCUCCCCCGCCUACAUUUGGUGGUGCUAAUGCUAAAGGGCCUGGAAUACCUUAAUAAGUUGGCAAGAAGAAGUAAAAUCCCUAAAAACCAAUGAAAUAAGUUCCUUGGGUUGUAAUAAAAGAAGAUAAGAUUAAAACUACAAUUUGGGAGAAGAUUGACGAUUCAAAAAUAAAAAUAAAUACUUCUAUUUUGGAGGAGUAAUUUUGCAAAGUUGAAUUAGUUAAAGCAACUGGAAAUGCACUACCUUCUUAAAAGUAAUAGAUAAAAUAAAAGGUUUCUCAAUUACAGGCAGAACGUUGCAAGAAUGUUGAAUUAGUUAUUUCGAGAUUAAAAAUAAGUUCUUUGACAUUAAGGGAAGCUUUUUUAAAAAUAGAUACAAGUAUAUUAACUGAGGAAAAAAUAGCGAUGAUUAUAAAUGCUGUUCCAGAAAAGGAGGAAUAAGAAGUAUUUUUACACUUCAACCCUCCAGACCUUUCAACUAUUGCAACACCUGACUUAUAUUUUAUGGAUUUGAGUACUGUGCCAUAGAUCAAAUUAAGAGCAGAAGCCAUUGUGAUAAGUUAUGAAUGGACGGGACUUUAUGAAAGUGUUGAUGCAAAAUAAAAUAAGAUAGAAAAUGGAAUCAAACUAUAAUAAGAAGAUAAAAAAUUAUAAAUAAUGUUGGAAUACUCUUUAGGAUAUGGGAAUUAUUUAAAUGGACAAUCAACAAGGGGAGGAGCAUAUGCAUUUAAGCUUGAUAUAAUGAGUUAAUUAGACGAUGUAAAAUCAAACGAUAAUAAAACUAAUUUAUUGAUUGUUAUAAUCCUACACAUCGAAGCUGAUUUAGGCUACUCUUUAUACGAUUAAGAAUUUCUUGCUAAAAUUGAUUAUGAUUUUCUCUGCAAAACAUCAAUAUCUUCACUUUCGUAGGAUAUAAAUGAAUUGAAAAGAAUGGAGAGAGUUGUAGAGAGAGCUAAAAAGAGUCAUGGAGAAGACUCAAGUGAUUAGGCAUAAGUCAAAUUUAAACUUUUAUAAGAACAGUUGCAGGAAAGAAUUAAGAAAUUGGAAGAAAAAAAUGCAAUAUUAGAUAGCAAAUAUAAAGGAUUAUUACAAUACUUUUGCGAGGAUCCUAAAAUACAAUCAGAUGAAUUUUUUAUUAAGAUUGAUAAAAUCUGGAAGGAUUAUUAAAAUGCUUUAACCCAGAUUGCAAGAAUAAAAUCACAAGAAUAGAAAUAACAAAGAGAUUAAAGAAAAAAGAUGUCUUAAUCUUGUAAUCUUGAUGCUUUGUAAUAAUAAAAUGAAAAUUUAAAAAAUUAAUAAUAAAUUAAAUAAUAGUAAUAAUAAAAUUAAGAAACAAAUACAGGGUAAAAUAAAAAAGAUGUAAUGGAAGAAUUAAGAAGGUUGUAAUCUAAAAAAGCAGAACUGGCAGCCAAAAGAUAAUAAAAGACAAUAGAAUUGGAAUGA
Molecule: messenger RNA, 3354 nt
Organism: Paramecium tetraurelia
Lineage: Eukaryota; Ciliophora; Oligohymenophorea; Peniculida; Parameciidae
Exons: 6
Source: RefSeq, a predicted model, not a curated record